Molecule: messenger RNA, 905 nt
Organism: Populus nigra (black poplar)
Lineage: Eukaryota; Viridiplantae; Streptophyta; Magnoliopsida; Malpighiales; Salicaceae
Product: cysteine-rich receptor-like protein kinase 10
Exons: 2
Coding region: 404-853 (149 amino acids)
Biological process (GO): protein phosphorylation
Molecular function (GO): protein serine/threonine kinase activity; ATP binding
Source: RefSeq, a predicted model, not a curated record
ACUACAUUUCCAUUCCCACAGUGUUAUUGUUUUCAAUUGUAUAUUUGUUUGGAAAAAAUGGACUUUCUUAUUCUUUCUUUAUUCUUUCUUUUCAAAAUAUAAUUUCAAUUUAAAAAUUUAAAUUAUUAAAUAAAUUUUUUUAAAAAAUAAUUACUCACCCAGAUCUAUAACUACUUUGUAUAAUGAGAUUAGAACUCAUGAAUUUUCCGUCAUCACGGUUUUAAUACGGAUUUAAAGAAUAAUUUUAUAUUAAAUAUGACAAACAUUAUUUUUACAGCGAGGUGGCAAAGGUUCACAAUGGUGCAUUCUUGACCGAUUUAUAUGAUGCAAAAGAAUUUUGCUAACCUCUUCAUGCAUAUAAAGCAAUUUGUUUCCUCUUGUGUCAAUUCAAAACAGUGGAUACAUGGCCCCAGAGUAUGCUAUGGCGGGACUUUUUUCUGUAAAAUCAGAUAUUUUCAGUUUUGGAGUGUUGCUGUUAGAGAUACUCAGUGGAAAAAAAAACGUUGGCUUUCAUCUCUUAGAAGAAGGCGAAAGCCUUCUCACUUUUGCAUGGAAACUGUGGUCUGAUGGUCAAGGACUGGAAUUGAUGGACCCUAUGCUAGAGAAAUCAAGCGUGGCAACUGAGGUGCUGAGAUGCAUCCACAUUGGGCUGCUCUGCGUGCAAGAUGAUCCAGCAGAUAGACCCACAAUGUCAUCUGUGCUUCAUAUGUUGGCAAGUGAUACCAUAGCACUCCCUAUCCCUAAACAACCUGCAUUUUCUAUCGGCCGAUUUGUUGCCAUGGAAGGUCAGUCCUCAAAUCAGAAAGUAUGUUCUAGCAAUGAAUUAACCAUUUCUGUUUUAUCACCACGGUGACUGUAAAUUAAGUUUUAAAUUUAAGAGAAUGAAGUUGUAGCUCCUUCGACUG